AUGCUCAACGAGACGUGCAAUUUCGAAGAAUCAACUGGAUUUCAGAUAAUUCAUAUUUUAUCUAGCUCGAUUUCGAUACCAGUAUACGUUUUUGCAUUUUUCAUACUUUUAUUCAAAAGUCCAGAACAUUUUCAAAGUUAUAGAAAUUAUCUAGUAGCUCAUAUUUUGUCAGGAUUUCUACUGGAUAUUCAUAUGAACUACAUUUGGAGAGUCAAUAUUGUUCUACCGAUUCCAAUAAUGUGCUCCAAUAGUUUCACCGCUGAAUAUGCUCCAAUUGUGUUCCAACUCCUUCCAUUUUGCAUAAUUUUUACUGGAAUUUCAGUCGUUUCACUCUUUGUUUACCGUAUGGAAGCGGUGAUUCUUCACAGGAUUGAAAUUACGGAAAUGAGAAAAUCAGUGUAUUAUUCGAGAAAUUCGUUAUAUGUGACUGUGAUUUUUUUGGCACUGUUCUCAAUUUUAAUGUAUCCAGCAUUGAAAUAUCAAAAGGAUUAUAAGAUGAAAAUGGAAAUGGUGGAGGUGCGGCAAAUUCCAGCCUUUUUUAUUUCAGCUUUUUUUAAACUUAAUUUUUUAAGCGAUUUGGUACAUUCCAACCGUACAUGUGACUUUGGUCCAUAUUGUAUGCAUUUUGAUCCCCUGCUCGGGGUAUUAGUUGCCAUUUCUGUAAUGGUUAGAUUGUCUCAAUUUCCAUAUCUCCCAUAUAUCCUAGUUAUGAUAAUUCAGGAACAUGGUGCCGCGUCUACCGUAACCAUGUUUCUAACCAACAAUUUAUUACGGAAAACUAUGAAAAAAAUGAUGCCAUUCAAAUUUGAACACAAUACAACCAUGGUGCAUACUGUGCUAAAUUCUGGAGCAGAUUCUAGAUAUUUCUGA
This is a messenger RNA of Caenorhabditis briggsae, 870 nucleotides long. NCBI's taxonomy places the organism in Eukaryota, Metazoa, Nematoda, Chromadorea, Rhabditida, Rhabditidae. The coding region runs from base 1 to 870 and encodes 289 amino acids. The transcript has 5 exons. The record is from RefSeq and is a predicted model, not a curated record.